UUGGUUGGUGAGUAAAGUGGGUCCAUUCGAGUCCCAAUUCAUGCUACUACAAGUAUUUUUGAUCGUCAAAACCGAAACUGUGUCUUGUCGUCUUCGCUCCGUUCAACACAGCGAAUCAAGGACUUGCCCGUGACUCACCGGCGAUUGUCUCAGUUGAAUCUCAGUUUUCACAGUCAGAUUGAAAAUUGAAGAAAAAUGGCUGUAGUUGCUUCUGCUCCUGGGAAGGUUUUGAUGACUGGGGGUUACCUUAUUCUGGAGAGGCCUAAAGCGGGGAUUGUACUCAGUACAAAUGCUCGAUUCUACGCGGUUGUGAAGCCGCUUUAUGAGGAAAUGAAACCCGAUAGCUGGGCAUGGGUAUGGACGGAUGUGAAAUUAACAUCUCCUCAGAUGUUGAGAGAAACUUUGUACAAAAUGUCACUAAAAGAUUUAACACUUCAGAGUGUCUCUUCAAGUGAAUCAGGGAACCCUUUUGUAGAAUAUGCAGUGCAAUAUGCUGUUGCAGCAGCACAUGCAACAUUUGACGAGAAUAAGAAGGAUGCUUUACACAAACUACUUUUGCAAGGUCUUGAUAUUACAAUAUUGGGUUGCAAUGACUUCUAUUCGUAUCGGAAUCAGAUUGAAGCACGUAAACUCCCUUUGACACCAGAAUCAUUGGCUUCCCUUCCACCUUUCACUUCAAUUACCUUCAAUGCUGAAGAAUCAAAUGGAGAAUGCAAACCAGAAGUCGCAAAAACUGGAUUGGGAUCAUCUGCAGCUAUGACAACUGCAGUUGUUGCUGCUUUACUUCAUUACCUUGGAGUUGUUGACCUUUCGUCCUUGACAAAAGAACAACACCAAGAAAAGGACGAUGUGGAUCUUGAUGUUGUGCAUGUGAUAGCUCAGACUUGCCACUGUAUUGCACAAGGGAAAGUUGGAAGUGGGUUUGAUGUCAGUUCUGCGGUUUAUGGCAGUCAGCGUUAUGUCCGGUUUUCACCAGAAGUGCUUUCUUCUGCUCAGGGUGCAGUUAGAGGUGCACCAGUAGAAGAAGCCAUUGCUGAUGUCCUAAAAGGCAAUUGGGACCAUGAAAGAACUAAAUUUUCCCUGCCUCCACUGAUGACCCUUUUACUAGGUGAACCAGGAACUGGAGGAUCAUCAACACCGUCAAUGGUAGGUUCUGUCAAAAAGUGGCAAAAAUCUGACCCUCAACAAUCCCUAGACACAUGGAGAAAAUUGUCAGAUGCAAAUUCAGCACUCGAAGCACAAUUCAAUAUGUUAACCAAAUUGGCAGAAGAACAUUGGGAUGCUUAUACAUGUGUCAUCAACAGGUGCAGCAUGCAUAGGUCAGAAAAGUGGAUGGAGCAAGCCAAUGAACAGAGCCAAACAGAAGUUGUUAAAGCAUUGUUAGGAGCAAGAGAUGCUAUGCUUGGAAUCAGGAAUCACAUGCGCCGGAUGGGUGAGGCUGCUGGUGUCCCAAUUGAACCUGAAUCACAAACUCGGCUCUUGGAUGCUACUGUGAAUAUGGAAGGAGUUUUGUUGGCUGGAGUUCCCGGUGCAGGUGGGUUCGAUGCAGUUUUUGCCAUCACCUUGGGGGAUUCAAGUAGCAAUGUGACCAAAGCAUGGAGUUCACAAAAUGUUCUGGCCUUGCUUGUGAGAGAAGAUCCUCGUGGUGUUUCUUUAGAGAAUGGCGAUCCACGAGCCAAAGAAAUUACAUCAGCCGUUGCUUCAGUUCAGAUCAAAUAAGCCAGAUAUUCCGGUGCACCUGGUUCGUUACAGACGGGGGAUUUCGUAAGUUGAGUAAGUCAAUGUUCCGAGCAAGAUUUACAACCUUUUUUCUUUCUUCUUGUUUCGCUGAGUAGUUAAGAGGACCUGUUUCAUUGGUGAAGGUAAAAAAAAUCUUUGCUAGACAAUAAAGGUCUAAGUUAAUACCUGUUGUAAUUUCCUUGAACAUUGUAAAAUGCAUAGUUGAUAAUCCUUUUUUUUUUUUUUUUUAAUUCAGUCCCAAAACUCCAAUAAUGUGUUCCUUGGAACUUGAUAGAUGAGAAAGGAUUCGUGAUUUUAAUAUCAAAUAGUUAACCCAAUGAGUUGGUUUGUUGAUUAA
Messenger RNA from Cornus florida, 2077 nucleotides. Its product is annotated as phosphomevalonate kinase, peroxisomal. Gene Ontology annotation, cellular component: peroxisome. The record is from RefSeq and is a predicted model, not a curated record. NCBI's taxonomy places the organism in Eukaryota, Viridiplantae, Streptophyta, Magnoliopsida, Cornales, Cornaceae. The transcript has 12 exons. Gene Ontology annotation, molecular function: ATP binding; phosphomevalonate kinase activity. Gene Ontology annotation, biological process: isopentenyl diphosphate biosynthetic process, mevalonate pathway. Bases 196 to 1719 code for a protein of 507 amino acids.